Messenger RNA from Sphaeramia orbicularis (orbiculate cardinalfish), 1691 nucleotides. It is a transcript of the gene itfg2, whose product is annotated as integrin alpha FG-GAP repeat containing 2. The coding region runs from base 299 to 1600 and encodes 433 amino acids. The transcript is spliced from 12 exons. Gene Ontology annotation, molecular function: protein binding. Gene Ontology annotation, biological process: regulation of TOR signaling. Gene Ontology annotation, cellular component: KICSTOR complex. The record is from RefSeq and is a predicted model, not a curated record. NCBI's taxonomy places the organism in Eukaryota, Metazoa, Chordata, Actinopteri, Kurtiformes, Apogonidae.
CGUUUAUUUACUAGGAAGAAGCGCGUGUCACCGAAGCUAGCAAAUGUUUAACCAUAUUUAACAUAGAUACGUCUUUAAGAGUUAUUAAAGAAAGACAUGUUUUGCUAAAUAGUUUGUGGGCGAUGAUGCGGUAUUAUACGGUGCUAGUUUUGACAGGUUAAUGCUAACUUUAGCCACUUAGUUUAAGCCUCGAAGAGCUAAAUUUAGCUGAUCUAACGGUGUAUCAAUGGAUCCUUUUCAUUUUAAUGUCUAAUAAAAACACUUCCCCGAAUGUGUGAGGGGCUGAAAUCUGGUAGGAAUGAGGUCUCUAAACUACGUCCAGCGAGUCAGUUUGGAUUUCACAGGAACUCUGUUUCCUCAUGCUAUCUGUCUAGGAGAUGCAGACAAUGACUCGUUGAAUGAACUUGUUGUGGGAGACACCAGUGGAAAGCUGCUUGUGUACAAGAAUGAUGACUCCAAACCCUGGAUCACAAGAACCUGUGUAGGCAUGUUGACCUGUGUUGCAGUUGGGGAUGUCUGUAACAAAGGAAAGAACUUUGUGGUUGCUGUAGGUGCAGAGGGCUGGUUUCACCUCUUUGACUUGACAGCUGCCACUGCAAGCAAAGCUGACUCAACAAGCCAGCAUGAAGCCCUAUCCUUUGAAGACCAGAGACCCUUUUUCACCCAACAUAUACCUGCCAACACCAAAGUCAUCCUCAUUAGUGAUAUUGAUGGUGACGGCCGCUGUGAGUUGGUGGUGGGCUACACAGACAGAGUGGUGCGAGCUUUCCGAUGGGAGGAGCCCUCUGAUGGUUCAGACCUGGGAUCUGGACAACUGGUUCAGCUGAAAAAAUGGCUUCUGGAGGGGCAGGUGGACAGUCUGUCAGUGAACCCUGGUCCAGAGGGUUUACCAGAGCUGAUGGUCUCACAGCCUGGAUGUGGUUAUGCUAUCCUACUGUGCUCCUGGACUCAGCAGGACUCUUCUGGAUCUGGAGAGGAGGGCCUUGCCACAACAGGGAGUGAGGGGCCUUCACGAGAUGUAGUUCUUCACCUGACUACUGGACGGAUACAUAAUAAGAAUGUGUCCACUCAUCUCAUUGGCAGCAUAAGCAAAGGAUCAAAAGAGGAAUCCUCGAAAUGUGGACUGUUUGCUCUCUGUACUUUAGAUGGAACCUUGAAGCUGAUGGACAGCUCAGAGCAGUUGUUGUGGUCCGUGCAGGUGGAUCACCAGCUCUUUGCCUUGCAGAAGUUGGACGUUACAGGAGACGGCAGAGAAGAGGUGGUAGCGUGUGCUUGGGAUGGUCAAACCUAUAUUAUUGACCACAAUCGAACAGUGGUGCGGUUCCAGUUCGACGAGAAUGUGAACGCCUUCUGUGCAGGUCAAUAUACAUGCAAAGAAGGUAAAAACAGUCCCUGUUUGGUCUACGUCAGCUUCAGCCACAAAAUCUACAUCUACUGGAAGGUGGGGCUGGAGCGCAUGGAGUCCACUAACCUCCUACGGGUCCUGGAGGAGAAACCUGAAUUCAGGAGCCACCUGAAGGUGCUGGGAGUGGAUGCUGAAGACCCAGCAACAGUGAGAACACUGGUGACAAACCUACUCUACAAGGAUUCACAGAUGUAGCACUGUGACAUACAUAUCCACACAUUGCUGUCUCUGAUUUCCCCAUUGACUGUAAAUACUCCGUUAAUAAACAUUGAAUGUCUGUCCCCCA